AUGGAAGCGAUUCUCUGCGCCAAUGGUUGUGGCUUUUUUGGAACUGCUGAGAACCGAAACAUGUGUUCCAUGUGCUACAAAGAGUUCCUCAAGAGAGAGAUCAUUGCCGUGAGUUUGAAGCCGACAAUCACGACCGUUGAUCAACAUGAUGAUCAUGCAUCGUCUUCCCUAGCCUCCAAAAACGACAUCGUUGCUCAUGUUUCUGAAAUCAACGCGCAAUUGAGGGAAUUGAAAAUUGGGAAAAACCGGUGCAAGAGUUGCAACAAGAAGGUGGGGCUAACGGGGUUUAACUGCCGGUGUGGUAACUUGUUCUGUGGAAGGCACCGGUUACCGGAGGCUCAUGCUUGCAACAUCAAUUACAAGACCGUCCCUCGCCGUAAUGACCAUGAUCAUCUGGCUGAAAUCAUUCAGGCUGAUAAGUUGAAGUGGAGUGGAGGGAGGGCAUAA
Molecule: messenger RNA, 447 nt
Organism: Morus notabilis
Lineage: Eukaryota; Viridiplantae; Streptophyta; Magnoliopsida; Rosales; Moraceae
Product: zinc finger A20 and AN1 domain-containing stress-associated protein 4
Exons: 1
Coding region: 1-447 (148 amino acids)
Molecular function (GO): DNA binding; zinc ion binding
Source: RefSeq, a predicted model, not a curated record